Molecule: messenger RNA, 273 nt
Organism: Linum trigynum
Lineage: Eukaryota; Viridiplantae; Streptophyta; Magnoliopsida; Malpighiales; Linaceae
Source: the annotation of a GenBank genome assembly
AUGGUGGCGAGCGACGACGACGGAUCGUCUCCGCCCCUCUUUCUCUCUGACCCGGAUCCCCAAUUCCCCAAUUCGAAAGACGCGACUUCUGAGAGAGAACGGUGUUCUGAGGCGGAGGAUGGCGACAAUUGGUUCAAGGGCGCGGGAUUAUCUGGCCUCCGUUACUACAUGAGUCAGCUUAGACCCGUCGGUGGUUGUAGCCGGCGAGGCAGUGGAAGGCGAUGGCUCCAUUUCACGAGGUCGGCGAUGGAUGGAAGAGGAAAGGGAAUUUAG